Staurois parvus is the source of this 1763-nucleotide messenger RNA. The record is from the annotation of a GenBank genome assembly. Lineage: Eukaryota; Metazoa; Chordata; Amphibia; Anura; Ranidae.
AUGGAGCCGCGGCUGUUGGAGUUGUUCGGAGGCGGUGGGGGGAGAGGGAAGAGCGGAGCCCGGAGCAAGAAACCCGCCAAGGGCAGGAACCGAGCGGGAGGAGCCGGGGGCAGCAAGAGCCACAACAACCCCCCCUACCUGCCACCUGAGGCAGAGGAAGGGAACAUUGAGUAUAAGCUAAAGCUGGUCAACCCAUCCCAGUAUCGUUUUGAGCAUCUGGUGACCCAGAUGAAAUGGCGGCUGCAGGAAGGUCGUGGGGAGGCGGUAUAUACCAGAUUGGCGUUGAGGACAACGGGCUGCUGGUGGGACUGUCCGAGGAGGAAAUGAAGGCCUCACUUCACACCUUGCAUCGCAUGGCUGAGAAGGUUGGUGCUGAUAUCACAGUAUUACGAGAACGUGAAGUUGAUUAUGACAAUGACUCUCCUAGGAAGAUCACAGAGGUUCUGAUCCGGAAGGUCCCAGACAACCAACAGUUUUUGGACCUGCGAGUCGCUGUCCUGGGAAAUGUGGACUCUGGGAAGUCUACUCUACUGGGGGUCCUUACACAGGGGGAGCUGGACAAUGGACGGGGCCGGGCCAGGCUCAAUCUCUUUCGUCAUCUUCAUGAGAUACAGUCUGGUCGCACAUCCAGUAUUAGCUUUGAGAUCCUUGGAUUCAAUAGCAAGGGAGAGGUGGUAAAUUACAGCGAGUCUCGUACUGCAGAGCAGAUCUGUGAAAGUGCCUCCAAGAUGAUCACAUUCAUUGAUCUGGCCGGACACCACAAAUACUUGAAGACCACCAUCUUUGGCCUGACCAGCUACUGCCCAGACUUUGCCAUGCUGGUAGUGAGCGCCAACACUGGGAUCGCGGGAACGACGCGGGAGCACCUGGGUCUGGCCAUGGCUCUCAAGGUUCCAUUCUUCCUGGUGGUCAGUAAAGUGGACCUCUGUGCUCCACCCACAGUGGACAGGACACUCCGGCAGCUGGAGCGCACACUAAAACAGCCCGGGUGUAACAAGGUGCCUUUCAUGGUGCGGACAGAGGAUGAUGCUGUCACCGCCGCUCAGCAGUUUGCACAGUCACCCAACAUCACCCCGAUCUUCGCCAUUUCCAGUGUGACUGGAGAGUCUCUGGACCUCCUUAAGGUCUUCCUAAAUAUUCUGCCCCCUCUCACCAAUUGCCGAGAGCAAGAGGAGCUGAUGCAGCAGCUGCCGGAGUUCCAGGUUGAUGAGAUCUAUACAGUGCCUGAAGUGGGGACAGUCGUUGGAGGAACACUUUACAGUGGGGUAUGCAAGGAAGGCGAGCGCCUUGUGGUGGGGCCCACAGACUCUGGCAGCUUCCUUCCCUUGAAAGUUUGCAGCAUCCAGAGGAACCGCUCCGCAUGCCGUGUGUUACGAGCUGGACAAGCUGCGACCCUGGCACUGGGGGCAUUUGACCGCUCUUUGCUCCGAAAGGGUAUGGUGCUGGUCAGUCCGGAGAUGAUGCCCACGGUUUGUUGGGUCUUCGAAGCCGAAAUUGUCCUUCUCUUCCAUGCUACCUCCUGCAGGCGCGGAGUGCAGGUCACUGUGCACGUAGGAAAUGUCCGACAGACAGCCAUCCUGGAGCACAUCCAUGGAAAGGAUGAGCUGCGGACAGGAGAGAAGGCCGUUGUACGCUUCCGCUUUAUCAAGCACCCAGAAUAUUUAAAGCCGGGGACCAAGCUCCUGUUCAGGGAAGGAGUGACGAAAGGCAUAGGACAUGUAUGCAGCCUACAGGCCAUAACCACUGAGAGCGGUCAUCUUUGA